AUGACCGAUUGCUCCCUCGCCCACAUGCUUGUCUCUCUUCCCCUCUUUCCAUCCCUCUCCCCCUUUCCUCCGCGCCCUUCCUCUCAGGGCUACGGGCGCACGAAUCUGCUCUUCUCCCCCGCAUCUGACGGCCUGGUGCCCUUCGCCAUGACCGAUUGCUCCCUCGCCCGCCCCCACGCCUUCGCCCUUCUCGCCCACGUGCGCCAAGCCUUCCUCUCCUGCCUGCUGCCCCACCCCUCUCUGGACCUUCCUCUGCCCGUCUUUGAUUGGCUGCCGAGCCUGGAGCACGAGCAAGUGCAGCAGUUACCAGUGCAGCAGUUACCAGUGCAGCAGUUACCAGUGCAGCAGUUACCAGUGCAGCAGUUACCAGUGCAGCAGUUACCAGUGCAGCAGUUACCAGUGCAGCAGUUAACAGUGCAGCAGUUACCAGUGCAGCAGUUGCGAGUGAAACAGUUAGCACUGUAG
Molecule: messenger RNA, 465 nt
Organism: Closterium sp. Naga37s-1
Lineage: Eukaryota; Viridiplantae; Streptophyta; Zygnematophyceae; Desmidiales; Closteriaceae
Source: the annotation of a GenBank genome assembly